Messenger RNA from Ornithodoros turicata, 1092 nucleotides. Its product is annotated as nucleoside hydrolase-like. The record is from RefSeq and is a predicted model, not a curated record. Lineage: Eukaryota; Metazoa; Arthropoda; Arachnida; Ixodida; Argasidae. Gene Ontology annotation, molecular function: hydrolase activity, hydrolyzing N-glycosyl compounds. Bases 1 to 1092 code for a protein of 363 amino acids. The transcript is spliced from 8 exons.
AUGGCCGCGUCCAUGAUCGGCGGCCAAACCGUUUGUACACAAUGCGGUUGUCGUUUCUGCGUGACGUUUUGGAUGUCUUUCGACCACGUUCCCCAUGUUGGAUAUGAUCAUUGCCGGGAUUUGGAAUCGAAAUCCUUAGCCACGCGGGAAGAUCUGCACAUAAUAUUGGAUGUGGACCCCGGCGUCGAUGACGCCAGUGCCAUAGUCCUAGCCUUAGGCCUUGAAGCAAACAUUGAAGCGAUCACAUGUGUGAAUGGAAACACGAACGUUGAGAAAGCAUGCGACAACGUUCGACGGGUCCUAAAGUUCCUUAACAAAACUUCGACACCGGUCUACGAGGGGUGUGAUGAGCCCUUAACAGGACGAUACGUAGAUACUGGAAACUAUUUUGGUGAAGACGGGUUAGGCAAUGUAGCAUCGAAGUACGAACUACCACAUCGAAAUCAUGAAAAGACAUCAAUGAACAGACACGCAGCCUUGCGGAUGUUAGAGAUGGCUAAGGCAAAAAGAAACCUGUAUACCCUGGUGCUCUUGGGGCCACUGACCAAUGCCGCCGUGGCUUUAAAGAUUGACCAACACUUUACGAGCUACUUGAAGGACAUGUUCAUCCUUGGUGGAAAUUAUAGAGCAGUGGGAAACGUGCUUCCCGGAGCCGAAUUUAAUUUCUGGGUCGACCCCGAAGCGGCGGAUGUUGUCCUAGCUAAGGCACAGUGCCCUGUUACCAUCGUGCCUUGGGAAUCAAGCUUGGAGUCCCUUCUCCCAUGGGAGCUUUACAACGCAUUGGCAAACAUCUGUGCUACAAAAGCUCAAUUCUACAAAGACAUAACCGCUAUGCAGGCGACAAAACCAUGCCGAAGAGCCGAAGGUGCGGAAUUUACGGACUCAUCACUAGCAGUUUUGGCAGCGCCUCCUAUUACGAUUGUUCCAGACAGCCAGAAAGUCCUCCCACAGAUCAUGAUAUGUCAGACACUUCGUUGUCAGACAUCAGUGACAAUGGAAGUGACCCUAGCCCAAGGAGACAAAGUUGCACACAAACAGAACUGGAUGAAGAGCUAUACCCAGGGUCUCGCAUUACAAGAGGUGAAAGUUUGA